AUGACCCUCCCGUUGCUGCCCCAGGAUCUCACGGAGCGGUCGGUCGGCCUCGGUUCGUGGCACGUGGCUCAGCACGUGGCCGAGUGCCUGACCCUGGGCACCCUGGAGCCGCCGGCCUCCGUCGCGGAGGCGGUGUCGUCCCUGACCAUCGCCGACGCGUUCGUCGCGGCCGGCGAGAGCCUAGCCCCGCCGCCCCCGGCGCCCCGUCAGAGGUUCAUCUGCUCCUUCCCCGACUGCAGCGCCAAUUACAACAAGGCCUGGAAGCUAGACGCGCACCUGUGCAAGCACACGGGGGAGAGACCGUUUGUUUGUGACCAUGACGGGUGCAGCAAGACCUUCGUCAGGGACUGGCACCUCAGCCGCCACGCCCUGGUUCACACUGGAGAAAAGCCCUUUGUCUACUUUAAAGCAGUGGAUCUCAAAUUUGGGGUCCAUCAGAAUCACCUGGAGGGCUUGUUAAGUCACAGAUGGGAGCAGCCCUCCUGCUCAUCAGGAAGGACCAGUUGUACAGCUAGUGGCUGUGAUCAGAAAUUCAACACAAAAGCAAACUUGAAGAAACAUUUUGAACGCAAACAUGAAAACCAGCAAAAACAAUAUGUAUGCAGUUUUGAAGGUUGUAAGAAGGCCUUUAAGAAGCAUCAGCAGCUGAAAACCCAUCAGUGCCAGCACACCAACGAACCGCCCUUCAAGUGUACCCACGAAGGAUGUGGAAAACACUUUGCUUCCCCCAGCAGUCUGAAGCGACACGGGAAGGUCCACGAGGGCUAUAUGUGUCAAAAAGAAUGUUCUUUUGUGGCAAAAACAUGGACAGAGCUUCUGAAACAUGUGAGAGAAGCCCAUAAAGAGGACAUAACAUGUGACGUGUGCCAGAAGACGUUUAAGCGCAAGGAUUUCCUGAAGCAGCAUAUGAGAAUUCACGCCCCAGAGAGGGACAUGUGUCGGUGCCCCAGGGAAGGCUGCGGCCGCACCUACACCACCGUGUUCAACCUCCAGAGCCACAUCCUCUCGUUCCACGAGGAGUGGCGCCCGUUCGUGUGUGAGCACACCAGCUGCGGCAAGACAUUUGCCAUGAAGCAGAGCCUCAGCAGGCACGCCGUUGUGCAUGACCCUGACAAGAAAAAAAUGAAGCUCAAAGUGAGACCGUCUCAUGAAAAACGGAGUCUGGCCUCUCGGCUCAGUGGGUACAUCCCUCCUAAAAGGACAAAGAACCAGGGCGUGUCUUUGCCCAGAAAUGGGGAGACUGAACUGCCUUCUGAACUGCACUAAAGGCAAGGUGCCCUCCGCCGUGGCGACGCUGGCCCCAGCUACACGCCAGACUGCUUUGUUUGAAGGACCGCAGACCAGCCAGCUCAGUUAUUUUCUCUCAGAAGCACGUUUUUAUUAAAAUCACUGGUGCAGAGCAUUGGAUGCUC
Molecule: messenger RNA, 1412 nt
Organism: Delphinapterus leucas (beluga whale)
Lineage: Eukaryota; Metazoa; Chordata; Mammalia; Artiodactyla; Monodontidae
Source: RefSeq, a predicted model, not a curated record